Molecule: messenger RNA, 2313 nt
Organism: Magnolia sinica
Lineage: Eukaryota; Viridiplantae; Streptophyta; Magnoliopsida; Magnoliales; Magnoliaceae
Exons: 2
Coding region: 201-2177 (658 amino acids)
Molecular function (GO): protein binding
Source: RefSeq, a predicted model, not a curated record
UUUAAAUCCAGCCCAAUCUACAGAGAGGAAAAGGGCAGAAAAUACAAAGAGAAGAAAACGGAAGAGAGAGAGAGACGACGACAUCUAUCAAAACCCUAAUCACUUCCAUCGAUUCGAUUUUCAUCUCUCGUUCAGAUUCGAGAGGAAGCCAUUCCUCGUUUCUCCUUCUCCAUCAGGUUUCAGCUAUCAAAUUGAGAGGUAUGUCUCCAGCAUCAAGAUCCAAGUCCAAGGAUAAGUCCUCUGCGAGGGCAGCAGCCAAGGAACAGCAGAAGGCUUCUCCGAAACCUUCAUCUGCACCUCCUAAUGCAGGGAGUGGUAUUCCGGCAAGUGCAUACAAUCCAGUUUCGGGCACAUUCCACACUCUGGAGACAGUGACACCUGUCUCUUCUCCUCCGCCUCAAAACAAUGGUCGGUUCCGAAACAUAGAUGAGACGGAUGACCAUUCUGGCAGCUCGCUUGGAACAGGGGCUGAGUACGAUUCAGUUUCCAACAAUGAUAGCUGCUCUGGUGAAUCAGAAGACCAGAAAGAGAAGACUGCGAGCGUUGCUCCCAGGCCAGAAGCCAUACCAGGAUGCGACAAUGACAAGCGAGAUAAGAUCCGGCAGAAGAACGAGAGGAAGCACCAGCGUCAGAAGGAGAGACGGGCCCAGGAGCUGCAUGAGCGGUGCAGUGGGUACCUCAUGUCCAGGAAACUUGAAGCACUCGCCCAGCAGCUAGUCAGUAUGGGCUUCUCAUCUGAGCGGGCCACAAUGGCCCUCAUCCUCAAUGAAGGCAGGGUUGAGGAUUCAAUCACUUGGCUUUUGGAAGGGAGCGAAGGUGUGCAGCAGGAUCCAAGCCUUCACAGUGGGGGUAACCUGAAAAUUGACAUUGCCGAAGAGCUCGCCAGGAUUGCAGAUUUGGAGAUGGAGCACAAGUGCACAAAGCAGGAAGUCGAAAGAGCUGUUGUGGCCUGUGAAGGUGAUUUGGACAAGGCAGCCGAGACCUUAAGGGCGCAGAAACUGGAGCCAGCCUCAGCUCCUCCAAAGCUGGAAGAAACGCCAGACCCUCCGGCUGCCAAUGGAUGUAAACUGGCAGUGGCUGCCAAUCAGAACCCUAUUAGGACACAAGCGAAGACUGUUGCUCCUGUCCAAAUCCAACAGAGAAUUGAUGAAAAAGAUUUCAACUACACAAAGGCAUCAGUGGCCCAGCUGGUUGCAUCGCCAGAAUCUGGGAACAGAAGCUUCCAGUCUUUUAGGAGGUCUCAACCAAAGUUGGAAUGGGCGAGGCCACAAGCCGCGACGCUGGUGGAGAAGCGGUGGCCGAGUGUCAGUACGAGCCCUUCUGUUUCAUAUUCCUUGGCAUCAUCCCUGCAAGUGUCUCCCCCGCCUGCGAAGGCAGAGGCUCGGUAUGUGGUUGUUGGAGCUGAAGGAAAGAGCAUGAUGCAUGCAGGGGCCUUGAGGGAGCCGGUGAUCAUGAUGCAGCGCCCACAAUCCCUCAAUGCUAAGCAAAACCCAACUGCCAGCAUGAGUGCAUCUCCGCCGGCAGUGACUCCUCGAUGGUAUCCGAAUGGCGGUGCUGUUGCAACAGCUGGCAAUGAGGUCAUGAAGGGGAAUGAGGGUUUAGGGAGCAUGCCGGGCAUGAGCCUGAGCACAAAUAACCGGAGCUCGCAACAGUUUUAUCAUCAACAACAGUAUCAACCGUUCCCAUCAAGUUCGGUGGACCCAGCCCCAGCCGAGUGGGGUGGACCAUGGAGCACGGCUGGGACAACUUCCUCGUCGCUCGCUGAGCCAUCUUCCCUGGGCCUAUUCACGGGCUGGGGCUCAGCUGGACCGUCAUCCGGUGCAUCAUCGCCUGUUGACUGGAGCAUGGGGGGCUCCAUGCAGCAGUUUGACUACGCCAACAUAGACUGGAGCGUUGAAUCGAACUCGACAAGGCAGCGCGGGUUAUUGCUGGGCCUAGCAUCAUACGCGAAGAGUAACCAGACGUAUGACGGGUGGUCGGCGGCUAUGACUGCGGGUGCAAAGUCUACAAGGCCCGGCAUGAAUGGGAUACGAAUUGCGGGGAUGCGUGAGGGCAGGGUGGUGACGGAUGUGUCGUCCUCAUCCUCAUCUGCCGGUUCGCAUGAAUGGACGUCCCCAUUUGCUGGGCAGGAUCUUUUCAGUGUACCCAGGCAGUUUGUUACUUCUCCACCUCUCUAGGGAGGGAGGUGGGGUAGGCAGAAGGGGCUGAGAAAGAACGGUCAGAUUUGCUGUUAGUGCUUUGUGAUGAUGCUGAUGUUGAUGGUUGGUUGUUGUUGCAUGACCCAGUGAAAGAUUUAGGAAGUCUUUGCUUCUA